Molecule: messenger RNA, 3817 nt
Organism: Polyodon spathula (Mississippi paddlefish)
Lineage: Eukaryota; Metazoa; Chordata; Actinopteri; Acipenseriformes; Polyodontidae
Product: ATP-binding cassette sub-family F member 1-like
Exons: 27
Coding region: 206-2956 (916 amino acids)
Molecular function (GO): ATP binding; ATP hydrolysis activity
Source: RefSeq, a predicted model, not a curated record
AGUCUGUGGUAUUUUCUGGUUUGUCAGGCGGAGUGGGCCGCACGUGAAUUGCACAACAGAAAAUCAUUCAGUAGCGAAACGUCGCCCCAAUUAUUUAUCUAACUUUUUAAAAUUGUAUAAAACAACUUGUGUGGGUUUUUUUUUUUAAUAAAAUAUUAUUAACUUGCUAGGUUUUCCCUUUUGCCAUUUUGAAUAUUAAGACAAAAUGCCGAAGAAAGUGAAAACCCAGGACUUGGAUGAUGGAGAGGCGAAGCAGCAGGACAAAGUGGUGAAGAAAGGAAAAAAAGAUAAAAGGGGCAAAAAGUCGUUCUUUGAGGAGCUAGCUGCUGAUGACAAGCAGGAGAAAGAUGAGGAGCCUGCAAUCAAAGAGCAGAAUAAACAGCCACAAAAAAAGAAAAAAGACAAGAAGAAAGGGCGAAUGAAAGCAGACGACGAUGAUGAUGAUGAUGAUGAAGAUGUGAUGGAAAAGUUGAAGAAGCUGUCGGUGCAGCCCAGCGAUGAGGAAGAGGAAGUUAUUCAGUCCGUUUCCAAAGGAGGCAAGAAAAAUAAGGGAGGAAACUUGUUUGCAGCUCUGAGCCAGGAACAGAGCGAUGAUGAGGAGGAGGGAGAGGAGGCAGAGAAGUCCAGAAAACCUAGCAAGACAGACAAGAACAAGAAGAACAAGGUGAUCUCUGACAAUGAGGAGGAGGAGGAGGUAGGACAGAAGAAGCAGCAGCAGGGCAGGAAAGGAAAGAAGAACGAGAAGCCCAAGAGCAAAAAGACUGCUUCUGAGGAUGAAGAGGAGGAGCACGAGGAAGUGAAGGAGCACGAGGAAGAGAAGAAAGAUUUUGAAAAGAAAAAAAAGAAAGGAAAGAGAAAUGAGAAUGCAAAACAGCAAACGAAAGGAAAGAACUCUGCAGCUCUGAGCGAUGAAGAGGACGAGGCAGCGGAGGAGAAGAAGAAGAAACAAAGCGAAGAGCAGAAACCGAAAGCAAUCCCAAAGGGGAAAGGAAAGCAGGGUGGAAAUAAGUUUGCCCCUUCCGAUUCUGAGGAGGAAGAGGAGGAGAUGGAAGAGACGGAGGAGCCAAUGGGCAAAGACAAAGGAAAGGCCAAGGGUGAAGAUGAUGAAGAUAUGGAGGCUGAGGAAGGGGAGGCUGAAGGGAAGGGUAAAGAUGCCAAUGACCCCUAUGCCAACAUGAGCAAGAAAGAGAAGAAAAAGAAGAAGAAACUGAUGGAGUACGAGAAGCAGGUGGCGUCGAUGAAGGCGACAAGUGCAGCAGAGGGAGAUUUCUCAAUCUCCCAGGCUGAGAUGUCCUCGCGGCAGGCCAUGCUUGAGAACGCCUCCGACAUCAAGCUGGAGCGCUUCAGUAUUUCUGCUCAUGGGAAGGAGCUGUUUGUAAACGCUGAUCUGCUGAUUGUCGCUGGGCGACGCUAUGGUUUAGUUGGACCCAACGGGAAAGGCAAAACCACUCUGCUGAAACACAUUGCCAACCGGGCCCUCAGCAUCCCACCCAAUAUAGACGUUCUGCUCUGUGAGCAAGAGGUGAUAGCAGACGACACCCCAGCGGUGCUGGCUGUUCUGAAGGCCGAUACGAAGCGCAUUAAACUGCUGGAGGAGGAGAAGCAGCUGCAAUCCCUGUUGGAGAGGGGGGAGGACUCGGCCGCUGAUAGACUGGAAAAGGUGUACGAGGAACUGCGAGCGAUCGGGGCGGCAGCGGCAGAGGCCAAAGCUCGUCGUAUCCUGGCUGGGUUGAGUUUCACCCCCGAGAUGCAGAACCGACCCACCAAGAAAUUCUCUGGAGGCUGGAGGAUGAGGGUGUCUCUCGCCAGAGCCCUGUUUAUGGAGCCCACGCUGUUGAUGUUGGAUGAGCCCACAAAUCACCUGGACCUCAAUGCAGUCAUCUGGCUGAAUAACUACCUCCAGGGUUGGAAGAAGACUCUGCUGAUAGUGUCCCACGACCAGGGAUUCUUGGAUGAUGUUUGUACCGACAUUAUUCACCUGGACUACCAGAAGCUGUUCUACUACAGGGGCAACUACUUGACGUUUAAGAAGAUGUACGUCCAGAAGCAGAAGGAGCUGCAGAAGCAGUAUGACAAACAAGAGAAGAAGUUGAAGGAUCUCAAAGCGGGAGGGAAGUCAACCAAGCAAGCUGAGAAGCAGACUAAGGAAGCGCUGACGCGGAAGCAGCAGAAAGGUCGCAAGAAGAACCAGGAGGAGGAGGGGCCUGAGCAGCUGGAGCUGCUGAAGAGACCCAAAGAGUACACAGUGAAAUUCACCUUCCCAAACCCACCUCCGCUCAGCCCGCCCAUCCUGGGACUGCACACUGUCGAUUUUGGGUACGAGGCACAGAAGCCACUGUUCAAGAAUGUAGAUUUUGGUAUCGACAUGGAGUCCAGAAUCUGUAUUGUGGGACCCAAUGGAGUGGGGAAGAGUACCCUGCUGCUGCUGCUGACAGGCAAGCUGAGCCCGACUAGAGGAGAGAUGAGGAAAAACCACAGGCUGAAAGUGGGGUUCUUUAACCAGCAGUAUGCAGACCAGUUGAAUAUGGAGGAGAACGCCACAGAGUACCUAAUGAGGAACUUCAACCUGCCCUACCAGGAUGGGAGGAAGUGUCUGGGCCGGUUCGGGCUGGAGAGCCACGCUCACACCAUCCAGAUCAGCAAGCUGUCAGGAGGACAGAAAGCUCGCGUGGUGUUUGCUGAGCUCUCCUGUCGGCAGCCUGACGUUCUGAUUCUGGAUGAGCCUACGAACAACCUGGAUAUAGAAUCAAUCGAUGCCUUGGCUGAAGCAAUCAACGAGUACAAAGGAGCGGUGAUCAUUGUGAGUCACGAUGCUCGGCUCAUCACGGAGACAAACUGCCAGCUGUGGGUCGUGGAGGACCAGUCUGUGAACCAGAUCGAUGGGGACUUUGAUGAUUACAAGAGAGAGGUGCUGGAGUCUCUCGGGGAAGUGAUGGUCAACAAGCCCCGAGAAUGAGGAUCUACCACAGCCUGAGACUGGGGGUGGGGGGGUUACAGUUACCCAUUAUGUGCCACAGAUUGGGGACACCAGCCAUGUGACUGGGGGGAAGGAAGUGAGGGACUGAGAAGAGGCAAGUAGUGAAUUAAAGACACGCAACAUCCAGAUAUUUCUUUCAAAGGACUUCUUAUCAUUAAUUCUACUCAUCUUGGAUUAAGGGACAGCAUUUUUAAUUGUUAUUUUGCUCCUUCUGAUCAGCUUGACAUGAAUUCUGAGGUAACCGCAAGAAAUGACUAUCGCAUUGAAUUUUGGUGAAUGCCUUUAUUGUCAGUGUUACACUGAAGGCAUGAGCCAAAGCAUUUCUCGAAACUGCCUUGGUUUCUUAGUUUUAUAUAUUGAGCGGAACAUCAUCAUCACUGCUCUGUCAGUCCCUUUCUAUUUUGGAGAUCAGAUACUCCUGUAUUAAGACCAAUUCUUGAUAGGGUUAUUUUAUUCAGUCUCUUCAAGCCAUAACAUCCCAUUGGGAUUCCACUCCAUCUUGAAUGCACGUGGGAUACUAUAUUUUGCUGAGCUUAACUUGAGUCACCGUGAAAUUGGACUUUUCAGUUUAGAUUUUACUGUCUCUGCAAUAGAGCAAGUAUUCUGUGCUGUAUCUACUGUAUGCUGAUUCACAAAAUGUGACAAGCAGGUCCAUGCAGUGACAAGAUAUGUUUGGUGUUUUUAAAUGCCCCUCAAAGUAUUAUCACAAGCAGUGCUGUUGUCAUUUCUUGCCACAAUCCAGAACAUGUUGAUGAUUUUUGGUUAACCACCACCCACCUGCAUUGAAUAUUUUCACUCAUGCCUUUUGUUUAUACUAAUAAAGUAUCAGUGGUAAAUUGA